GCGGAGAAAUGCCUUCCGUUCCAUAUCUGCCUUGUGCGACGUAGAACGCUCAAGUCAAAUCAAAACAACGCUUCCAAAAUGGCGAUUCGGACGUACGGCGACAAGCCUCUUAGCUUUCAGCUCGAAGAAAAUGGAGAAUACUACUGUAUUGGGUCGGAGGUGGGAAACUACCUUCGGCUGUUCCGAGGUUCUCUCUAUAAGAAGUACCCUGGCAUGUUCAGGAGAGCCAUCAACAAUGACGAACGGAAGAAACUACUUGAGCUAGGGUUAAGUCAACACUGUCUUGCAUCGAGUGUGUCCUUGCUGAAAGCUUCUGAAGUAGAAGAUAUUAUAGAAGGCAAUGAUGAAAAAUAUAAAGCAGUUUCUGUACAUUCAGAGCCUCCUGCUCCCAGGGAAGUCAAACCUAAGAAGAGUGUGCCAUGGGUUCCAUCUGUGCCCAACAGUUCUCACUUAGAUGCUGUGCCGCAAGCCACUCCAAUUAAUCGGAAUCGUGUCAAUCUGAAGAAAGUGCGCACCUUCCCCCUCUGUUUUGAUGACACUGAUCCAAGUGUCAUAGUUGAAAAUGCCAGUCAAGUUGAGACUUUGGUCCCAAUUCGUUUGGAUAUGGAAAUUGAAGGACAAAAGUUACGUGACACAUUUACAUGGAACAAAAAUGAAACUCUGAUUACUCCAGAGCAGUUUGCAGAAGUUCUUUGUGAUGACCUGGAUCUGAACCCAAUCACCUUUAUUCCUGCAAUUGCUCAAGCCAUUCGCGGGCAGGUAGACAGUUUUCCCAGUGAAGGCACUACACUCGAAGAGAGUCAAGAUCAAAGAGUUAUUGUUAAGCUGAACAUUCAUGUUGGCAAUACAUCUCUAGUAGACCAAGUUGAAUGGGACAUGACAGAGAAGGAAAACAAUCCAGAAACUUUUGCCAUGAAGUUAUGUGCAGAAUUAGGCCUAGGCGGUGAAUUUGUGACUGCUAUUGCUUACAGUAUUAGAGGUCAAUUGGCAUGGCACCAACGUACCUAUGCGUUCAGUGAAACUCCCCUUCCUACCGUGGAAGUUCCCUUCAGACCGCCAUCAGAAUCCGAUCAAUGGGCCCCAUUCCUUGAAACCUUGACAGAUGCUGAAAUGGAAAAGAAAAUACGAGAUCAAGACAGGAAUACAAGGCGUAUGCGGCGGUUGGCAAACACCACUCCUGGCUGGUGAGCUGUUCCAUUCUACGCACCUUCUUUUACUUCAGGCUAUCAAUUUUCAUUUGCUAUUUAAAAAAAC
Molecule: messenger RNA, 1254 nt
Organism: Thrips palmi
Lineage: Eukaryota; Metazoa; Arthropoda; Insecta; Thysanoptera; Thripidae
Gene: Snr1
Product: SWI/SNF-related matrix-associated actin-dependent regulator of chromatin subfamily B member 1
Exons: 9
Coding region: 79-1188 (369 amino acids)
Biological process (GO): chromatin remodeling; regulation of transcription by RNA polymerase II
Cellular component (GO): nuclear chromosome; nucleus
Molecular function (GO): transcription coregulator activity
Source: RefSeq, a predicted model, not a curated record